AUGUCUUGCUAUGACCUGGCCACCACCUCCGCCUGCGGUGUCAUCCGUCCCCAGCCCCUCGCUGACAGUGGGAAUGAGCCGUGUGUCCGCCAGUGCCCUGAUUCUACAACUGUGAUCCAGCCACCUCCCGUCGCCGUCACCUUCCCUGGCCCCAUCCUCAGCUCUUUCCCCCAGGAUGCAGUUGUGGGAUCUGCUGGAGCACCCGUCCUUGGGGGCUAUGGGGGCUUUGGCUCCCUUGGCUCUGGGGGUUAUGGCUAUGGAGGCUUUGGGGGUCUCUAUGGCUCUGGGGGCUAUGGCUCCCUGGGUUUUGGGGGUCUCUAUGGCUCUGGGGGCUAUGGCUCCCUGGGCUUUGGGGGUCUCUAUGGCUCUGGAGGCUAUGGCUAUGGNNNNUGCAUCCCUUCCUCCUACCGGUACGGCAGGUACAGCCGCGGCAUCUGCGGGCCCUGCUAA
Messenger RNA from Mesitornis unicolor (brown roatelo), 450 nucleotides. RefSeq names its product scale keratin-like. The record is from RefSeq and is a predicted model, not a curated record. NCBI's taxonomy places the organism in Eukaryota, Metazoa, Chordata, Aves, Mesitornithiformes, Mesitornithidae. The transcript is spliced from 2 exons. Gene Ontology annotation, cellular component: intermediate filament. Gene Ontology annotation, molecular function: structural constituent of cytoskeleton. The coding region runs from base 1 to 450 and encodes 149 amino acids.